CGCUGAUUGGCAGCAAAGGGGUUCACUCCCCAUCUCCUGCUCGAGCAAAACCGGCACAGCCAAUCAGAGGCAGGGCUGCCGGGAACGACCCAAUCCUGGACCUGGGCUGAGGGUGGGGGCGGAGACAAGUGGCUCAGGUGGACCCCGGGCCGGAGCUGUCCUCGGGGAGCUUGCUGCCUGCUGCGGUGCUGGGGGUCGGAUCGCCAGGGCAAACACCCUCUCAGACGUGAGUGUCACCAUGAGCCGUUUCCUGAAUGUGCUGCGGAGCUGGCUGGUCAUGGUGUCCAUCAUAGCCAUGGGGAACACACUCCAGAGCUUCCGAGACCAUUCCUUCCUCUAUGAAAAGCUCUACACUGGCAAACCAAACCUCGUGAAUGGCCUCCAAGCUCGGACCUUUGGGAUCUGGACCUUGCUCUCAUCAGUGAUUCGCUGCCUCUGUGCCAUUGACAUCCACAACAAGACGUAUGCUCUAUCACAUCACGCUCUGGACCUUCUUCCUCGCCCUGGGCCACUUCCUGUCCGAGUUGCUUGUGUUCGGAACUGCAGCUCCCACAAUUGGCAUCCUGGCACCCCUGAUGGUGGCAAGUUUCUCAAUCCUGGGCAUGCUAGUCGGGCUCCGGUACCUGGAAGCAGAACCAGUGUCCAGACAGAAGAAGAGGAAUUGAGGCCAACUUUACCACCUCCAAAACGUCCUCAUCUUCCACCUCUGCUGUCUUCUUCCUUCAUUCUCUCUUCUCUUUAAUUUCUUCUUUUCAGUUCUGUCUUCAGCCCCAUUCCCACUUUUAGCCUCUUUAAAUUUUCUGGUUUUGUUUUCCAUGUAAAAAUUUUUAAGAUGUGUCAUGCACACAGAAAAGCACAUCCCACAUACAAAUAAUUUAAAGAUAAUUUUAAAGUGGCUAUUCUCUCUAACACCAUCUGAGUCAAGAAAUUGCCACUGAGUCCUUCCCCCACCCACAACCACCUUACCCCCCACGCUCCCUUUUCCAAAAGCCUUCUUCUUGUUUUCCUUUGAUUUCCAUUCCCUGAUUUGAUUUGUGUGGUGGGAACAGGGGACUAUGAACUUAAAGCUGCUGCCCACCCCGAGCAGCUGUGACCAAGGGCUGCUUCAAGGCAUCGUCCACACACGUUGAGCUCCUUUCUGCAGCUGGACCCAAGACUCAGAACCGUCUGGGGACAGGCAGUGCUUCCGAAGAGGGCUCGAGCAGGACCUCGGCUCUUACUCAUAGGCAGGGGAGGGAUUGGACAGUCUGGGCUGUUUUUAGACCUUCUGGUCAGUUGUAUUUGUGUAGCAAAUUUUGUAAUUAAAAAAAGAAAAAACCCUC
Messenger RNA from Heterocephalus glaber (naked mole-rat), 1322 nucleotides. RefSeq names its product ergosterol biosynthesis 28 homolog (gene Erg28). Gene Ontology annotation, molecular function: protein-macromolecule adaptor activity. Gene Ontology annotation, cellular component: endoplasmic reticulum; membrane. Lineage: Eukaryota; Metazoa; Chordata; Mammalia; Rodentia; Bathyergidae. The record is from RefSeq and is a predicted model, not a curated record.